This is a messenger RNA of Neoarthrinium moseri, 1179 nucleotides long. RefSeq lists its product as uncharacterized. The record is from RefSeq and is a predicted model, not a curated record. NCBI's taxonomy places the organism in Eukaryota, Fungi, Ascomycota, Sordariomycetes, Amphisphaeriales, Apiosporaceae. The transcript has 2 exons. Bases 1 to 1179 code for a protein of 392 amino acids.
AUGAUUAUCAACCUGCCCCAGCCGCCGUCGAAUCCCGACACUCCUAGCGAGAUGCCUGGGACCCCGACGAGCACAACCACCUCCCUUUCCGCCCUGUCCACCACCGCCAUCAAAGACGGCCACCGCGGCCACGCCCAUGCCAUCCCGGGCUUCGGCGGCCAACGGGGCCACCAGCACAAUGCCUCGACCAACAGCCUCGAGGCCGAGCGCGCCGACCGCAUCUCGCGCCUGGCCGGGCUCGAGCGGGUCUCGACCCUGCGCGCCCCGUCCGGGCAGCAGCAGCAGCCACCCCAGCCCGGCCACUCUUCCAACUCGCCCCAGACCACCCCGACCUCGACCGGAUUCCCCUCGGCCCAGACCCAGCAGCAGAUCAGCGCCCUGCCCAAUGCGCCCGCCUACUUUGACUCCCACGGGCAGCCCACGGCCGCCGGCACCAAGAUGAGCACCGUGGGCACCGCCUCGGCGACGGGCAGCUUUGGCGGGCGCACCACGACCGAGGGCGGCGACCUGGGCGAUGACCCCACCGAGGUCGACGAGGACACCAUGAGCAUGGACACCGACUACCGCACCAUGGACGUCGGCUCCACCUCGGGCGUGGUCGACGCCCUGGACGAGGACAUGACGAGCCGCUCCGUCGGCGGCUUCGAGGACCGCAUGAGCGACGACGGCACCGCAAGCCUGGUCGGCUUCGGCGAGGGCGCCAACAGCACCGUCAGCGGCCCCAUAUACCACCGCCGCCCGCUCCCGGGCACGGUGGGCGCCACCGGCGCCUGGGGCCUGGAGCGCAGCAGCUCGGGCCUGAGCGAGGCCGCCGUGCUGCGCUCGCAGCAGCUGAGGGAUAGCGGCGAGGCGCCCGUAAGCGCCUCGGCCCAGACGGAGCGGCGCGACGCGCGCAUGAUGGACGGUGUAUCCGUCGACGGGGGCGGCCACGUUGGCACGGCCGACGACGACAUGUUCGUCGACACCACCACGUCCGGCCCGGUCCCGGUGCAACAGCAGCAGCAGCAGCAGCAGCCUGGCCCGGGGUCUGUGGGGUCUACGCCGAGAGAGGCGGCCGAGCGCAUCCUUCACGAGAGGUUGGACGGCGGGGAGGGCCGUCUCGGCGGUGCUUCGCCGACGCUGGAGAACACCAAGGGAGGAGUAGGACUGGGCAAGUUCUACUUCGAGGACAAGAAAUAG